AUGAUGAGGGCCUGCCACACGCGUCUGGCUUCGCGUCCGAAGACCUCCUCUGCCACCGACGACGCCUCGCCGCCCUUCGACCACACCAUGAAACGCACUGCCUCGCAGACCUUCAGCUCCAGCACCUGCUACGACGCCGACCGCUACGGCAUGGCCCUCGACGCCGUCAACGAGGGCGAGCCCGGCGAGAGCGCCCUGUCGCGCGCCCUGGGCAACUUCGCCGGCACCUUCACGCGCCAGAAGAGCCGCCGCCGCCUGUCGUCGUUCUCGUCCGCCAGCACCGCGCCCGCCCGCCACCGCCGCGGCUCCAUCCAGAGCUUCAUCGAUAGCCUGCCGUCCACGGCCGCCCAGCGCAAGCCCAGCUCCGAGCACGCCCGUCUGCCGCUGCCGCACACCGACUCGGGCCUGCCGCCGCUGCCCGUCCUGACCCCGUCGCCGAGCAGCGCCAACAAGGGCUUCUCGCUCAAGCGCUUCAGCAGCAUGCGCCGCAAGCCCGCGUCGCCCGCCGAGUCGGCCAAGGCCCCGCAGCACCACACGGGGCUGCUGGCCGCCCAGCUGAUGGGCGGUGCCUCUGCGCGCCAGGCCGCCGCUGCCGCCAACGAGAGCCGUCUGAGCCAGCUGCGCCGCGAGCAGGAGCACACGCACCGCUUCCUCAACGGGCUCAUCUCGUCCGACAAGCCGCACUUCUCCGACGUCGACUUCAACGACAACGAGAGCGGCGUCGACAUGACGUGCUCGUCGCCCAUGGUCCGGACCGACAGCGCCGCGGACAAGAAGAUGAGUGAGUCAGCUGCCUCCUCCCACCCCAACACUGCUAACGAAAAUUCUUCAGCCGACCCGUUCCAACGCCUCCCCGCCGAGCUCGCCACUGCCGUGCUCUCCAACCUCGACGCCACAUCCCUUGCCCGCGCCGAGCAGGUCUCACGCCACUGGCACGAGCACGCUUCAUCCAGCCACGUCUGGCGCAACGUCUUCCUGCGCAAGUAUGAACCCGAGGUCCAUGUCUCGCCCGCCCCCAUCCAGAUGGGCGGCACCGGUGUCGGCAAGCAGGCCAACGGCAAGCCCGCCCCGGCCCAGGACUGGAAGAAGAUGUACUCUGCACGAAGCACAAUCAACAAGCGGUGGAAGGCUGGCACUCCCGCUGCUAUCUACCUCAACGGCCACACAGAUAGUGUCUACUGUUGCCAGUUUGACGAGAACAAGUGCAUCACCGGCUCCCGUGACCGCACCAUCCGUGUGUGGGACCUGAAGACGUACAAGUGUGUCAAGGUGUACGGCGGGCCCAACCACCGCCCGACAAUGAACACACCCCUGCCCAUGGAGGAGCGCUCCGAGCGUGUCAUCAGCCACGCCUCCGUCAACGGCACCAAGCAGGGCAACAAGAUCUACAACAUUCCUUCCGACUACCACGACGCAUCCAUCCUGUGCCUGCAGUACGAUCACGAGAUCAUGGUCACAGGCUCUUCCGACUACACCUGCAUCGUCUGGGACAUCACUGGAGAGGAGUACAUUCCCAUGUACCGCCUCCGCGGCCACGAAGCCGGUGUUCUGGACGUCUGCCUGGACGACAAGUAUAUCAUCUCGUGCAGCAAGGACGCGAUGAUCAAGGUCUGGGACCGCAAGACUGGCGUCUGCAUCCGCACACUCAAGGGCCAUAGGGGUCCCGUCAACGCUGUCCAGCUCCGCGGCAACCUCCUCGUUUCCGCCAGUGGAGACGGCAUGGCUAAGCUGUGGAACCUCGAGACUGGCGCGUCGAUCAAAGACUUCCCGUCAGAGGAUAGAGGCCUCGCUGCUGUUGAGUUCUCUGAUGACGCCAAAUACGUUCUUGCUGGUGGCAACGACCACGUCGUGUACAAGUUUGACGCCAACUCUGGCAACCUCGUCCACAGCCGAGUCAAGCACGAUGGCCUUGUUCGCUCGUUAUUCUUAGAUGCCUUCAACGGCCGGAUAGUGUCCGGCUCGUAUGACCAGAGCAUCCAGGUCUCCGACUACGAGACUGGUGCUACAUAUGCCGUAUACAAGAACUGGACAACGAGUUGGAUCCUCUCUGCAAAGAGCGACUACCGCCGCGUUCUUGCCACGAGCCAGGAUGGCCGCACAUUGAUCUUGGACUUUGGUCACAACGUUCCUGGGUCCGAGUUGCUUGUUGGAGAUAAGUAA
Boeremia exigua is the source of this 2160-nucleotide messenger RNA. Its product is annotated as F-box/WD repeat-containing protein lin-23. Gene Ontology annotation, molecular function: protein binding. Bases 1 to 2160 code for a protein of 719 amino acids. NCBI's taxonomy places the organism in Eukaryota, Fungi, Ascomycota, Dothideomycetes, Pleosporales, Didymellaceae. The transcript is spliced from 2 exons. The record is from RefSeq and is a predicted model, not a curated record.